This is a messenger RNA of Oldenlandia corymbosa var. corymbosa, 3558 nucleotides long. NCBI's taxonomy places the organism in Eukaryota, Viridiplantae, Streptophyta, Magnoliopsida, Gentianales, Rubiaceae. The record is from the annotation of a GenBank genome assembly.
AUUUAAUAUUUCUUACAUCAUUAUGAUGUCAUCCGAGUCGACCCCCGAAUCGUCCCGAGUUGAUCUCCGAGUCACUCGACCCCUGACCACUGCUGAGUCGAGCUCCGGUCCGAGUCUGACAACACUGGUUUACAUUCGUCCAAAAAGUGAUUUGUGGUAAAUGGAUCAUGAAAUGAACCAAUGAGAAUACUAAUACUUUACUUUACUUUUUGCCUGAUUUGAAACUAAACCGCGCCUAAACUCUGCUUUAACCGCACCCCCCGCCCCCCACUACAUAAAGCCACAUUUCCCAUUUCUUCUUCAGUUUUCUCUGUUCACUUUUCCAUCUUCAUUUCUUCAUUUCUCUGAGAAUUGCUUUUUACAAUAUCAUCAAUAAAAACAGUCAACCCACACAUUUUUCUUAAUCAGAGUUUCAUAAUUCCAAGCUCUUUUGUUUUUUUUUUUGCUAAUUUGUCCCAUACCUUUUCUCAAUUUUUGGCGGGACAAUCUCAAUAGUACUAUUAUUGACUCGGCUCUUUUUCUCUGACAAAAAAAAUGUCAGAAAUUUCUGGUCAUUAUCAGAAUGAGAAUUGUAAUGGCGAAAUGGGUUCGGAGCAGCUGCCGAGGAUGACGCCAUCUAAGGUGAAGAAGCAGUAUGGCACACAAUCAAGUUUAUCAAGGGCUGGUUCUGAAGUUGAUGAGUUCAUUACUCUUCUUCAUGGCUCUGAUCCUGUUCGGAUUGAACUCAACCGCCUUGAAAACGAACUCCGAGAUAAGGAGCGGGAGCUUGGAGAUGCACAUGCAGAGAUCAAGGCCCUGAAGUAUACUGAACGCCUAAAAGAGAAAGCUGUUGAGGAGCUAGCAGAGAAUUUGAAGAAAGCGGAGGAGAAACUAAAAGCUACUGAAGCUCAUGUGGAAACUAAGAACUUAGAGAUAAAGAAGAUUGAUGAAGAUAAAAAAGCAGCUGUAGCUGCCCAGUUUGCUGCUGAAUCUAGCCUACGACGAGUCCAUGCAGCUCAAAAAGAUGAUGAAAUUCCUCCUAUUGAGGCGAUCAUCGCACCUUUGGAGGCUGAAUUAAAGUUGGCCAGGAUAGAGGUUAUAAAGCUACAGGAUGACAAUAGGGCACUGGAUCGACUAACUAAAUCAAAAGAGGCUGCUCUCCUUGAGGCUGAGCGUGCUGUUCAAGUAGCAUUGGCCAAAGCUUCCUUGGUUGAUGAACUUCAGAACAGGAACCAAGAUUUAAUGAAACAAGUAGAGAUAUGUCAGGAAGAGAACAGAAUAUUGGACAAGAUGCAUAGGCAAAAAGUUGCUGAGGUUGAAAAAUUAACACAAACUAUUCAUGAACUUGAGGAGGCUGUUUUAGUUGGUGGUGCUGCUGCCAAUGCAGUUCGUGAUUACCAACGGAAAGUGCAAGAAAUGAAUGAAGAGAAGAGGACGGUGGACCGGGAGCUUGCUCGUGCAAAGAUUUCAGCUAAUCGGGUUGCUGUUGUUGUUGCUAACGACUGGAAAGAUGCAAAUGACAAAGUAAUGCCUGUAAAGCAGUGGCUUGAAGAAAGAAGAAUUUUUCAGGGAGAAAUCCAACAGCUUAAAGACAAACUCACAAUUGCUGAGCGGGCCGCAAAAGCAGAAGCACAAUUGAAAGAGAAGUUUCAACUGCGAUUUAAAGUUUUGGAAGGGAGACUUAGAUCUUCGUCACAAGGGGGAAACAAGUGUGAUGGAACUUCCCAAUGCCAUUCUUUAGGAGGAGACAAUUUGUCGAGACCCAUGGCCAAUGGUAUUUCAUCAAAAACUGCAAGAAUCCAGUCUAAGUCAUAUCGGACAAAUGGUUCUUCUGCAAUAUUGGAGAAGUUGAAUAAGUCAUCUUCAAUACUCAACAGCCGAAGCAGAUCUCUAGAUGGAGAAAACAUAAGAACCUAUGAAAAUGAAUUUAGCAAUUCUGAUAAUGAGGCCCUUAACAACCAAACACUAACUGCAAGUGUCUGUGGCGGCGAUAAUUUAAAUGCUACUGAUACCAUAAAGCUGGGAAACGAAGAUUAUGUAUCAGGAAUGUUGUAUGACAUGCUGCAGAAAGAGGUUAUAACCCUGAGGAAAGCUUGUCAAGGCAAAGAUCAUAGCCUUAAGGAAAAGGACGAAGCAAUUGAGGUUUGACACAGUCCUUAUACACCGACCUAAAGUGUCAGUUUUCUCUCUCUUAAACGUAUCUGACUGAUUGAUUUUUGGGUGUGACAAAAUUUAGAUACUGGGAAAGAAGGUUGAAACACUAAACAAAGCUAUGGAAGUUGAGUCCAAAAAGAUGCGUCGAGAAGUAGCUGCCUUGGAAAAGGAAAUUGCAGCUAUGUAUAUGGGGAAGGAUCAAGAUCAAAGGCUGCGGCGCACUAGUUCUGCAAGGGGAGCUGUAAAUGGCAUUCAUGCGUCGAUAUUAAGGUCAGGCCUCAACUCUUUCCUAUGAGAUUAGUGCUAUUGUUGCUUCAUGCAUGUCAAGCAUCUCAAAUGAUUCAAGCCUUUUUAAGGUUUCUUCAUACCUUCUAAUUUACCUCAGUGCUUUGAGAUAUCCAAACUACAGGUUUAGUGGGCGAAAAGCUAACUGUCGAAUUUAUAGUUCAAUGUUUGUUUAUUCGAUAAGUUUUGCAGGUCUUUGGACAUAAUUAAACUGAUUGUCAUUAUUUAUAUAUCGACCAAUCCAUUAGUCAUUCUAAAGUUCACCAUGUCAACUACUUUUCUAUCACACAUUUUACCAUUUCCUGAUAAUGUAACUUGCUGAACACAAAUCAUUUACACAGAGCUGAAAUGAGAUUAAUUCUGUCUUUUAUCUGUCAUACAUCAAUCCCUUUGAAAAAACACUGAAGUCCUGUGGUUAAUCAUUUGUAACCUUUGCUGGUUUCCAUCUUUUCAUGAUUUAGAAGACGGAUGUAUUUAACAUGAACAAAUUGUCUGGUAGAAAUCUCAUUUCAAGUUUUACUAUCUUUCUCCAUUGAUUUUGGAAAAUUUUUCAGGAGUGGCCAGCACUAAUGCUUUCAAGUUUCAAGGAACAUUCAUAACAAAACCCCUCAAUCUGGAACAAAGUCUCUGGUAUACAAUGCUGCAACCGAUUGUUUCAUUUGAUCUUCAAACCUGAAUAGUUCCAGCCUAAAUUGGAAAAGAAACGGUGAUGUUUGUCUGUCUUGACAUGGCUUAAUUUCCAAAAGAUACAGGCAUCCUUAUACUGUUUAAGUUACACAUCAUACAUUUGAUUAGAAUUUGUUUUGAUAGACUUCGGAAAUAAUGUUAUAUCAGUUGUACUCAAAUUUCUAUGUAUAUUAGGACAAAAAGUAGUUUGACAUGUAAAUUGUUAGUUCUUAUAUAGUAGACCAUGGUUUAUAAUCUGUUUGCUUAUACGCGCGGCUGGAGGAAAAAUAGGAGAGGGAAAAUAGAAAAUUAGUUUUAGGGAGUAAAAAUAGGGAUUUUUGUGUUUAAUUUUGAUAUAUAUAAUUCAAACUAGGCUAUGGACCCGUGUGACUGCACGGGUUUGCUUUUGAAAUUUUACUUUUUUGUUCAUAUCUAAUGAAUGUUGAAUGGAGGGGAAUGAAAUUUAACUGUGAU